Tuber melanosporum (Perigord truffle) is the source of this 1692-nucleotide messenger RNA. RefSeq lists its product as uncharacterized. The record is from RefSeq and is a predicted model, not a curated record. NCBI's taxonomy places the organism in Eukaryota, Fungi, Ascomycota, Pezizomycetes, Pezizales, Tuberaceae. The transcript has 8 exons. Bases 1 to 1692 code for a protein of 563 amino acids.
AUGCCUAUUAUUUCGCCCUCUGACGGGAAUAUCCACCCUCAAUUGACUCAGGCCCAGCCCGGCCCCUCAACUGCUGGCCAAGAGAGCAACACCUCCGGAGCCCAGGCUUCGCCUUUCCAGGGAUGGGAGACCUAUCCACUGAUGUUAACGAAUUACAACACCCUGAGUCAGAAUGGGAGAGUGCUUUCGGAAAGGCUCAGUAGCGAUUCUGAGAGACUAUUUCGUGGCCCUACGGAUGCUUCAUUAGAAAUAUUGCAAGUUCUUGAAACCCCUGACCCGGAUUCGCCAGUGAUCCAGCGGAAAGCCAACAGUGCUACGUUCGAGAACAUAUUGAUGGACGAUAGAAGAUUCCAUUUCAGAUGCUUUCUAUCUGCGUGGAAAUUGACACUUGCCAGCGCCAUCACCCCAGGGAAUUCAUGGGCCAAGCUACCGAUAACAGAGGAAAUGCUCCGGAAGCUCUUGACCUUCUAUAAGGUUUCCCCACACUUCCUGCGGGUUGUUCAUUUUUUUGGGAGGCAAACCCGGGAACGGAUAUCAUCCUCAGCUGCGUUCAGAUGCUUGUUCACAGAGAAGGAGACAGAUCCUGCAGCCCAUGUCUCUGAGAUCUGCGUUAGAAUGGUCCAUGUUGAAAAGCAUGGUAGAGUGGACCCAGAUAUCCCGAACGAUGACCCUUGGUCGGUCCGCCAAAUCGGGUAUUAUCAAAGAUUUGACUACGAGGACUCCUCCUCCGUUUGUAUUCACAUACGGCCUCCGAAGGAUGUAAAUUCCCGCCUCGUUGAAGCCUUAGUCAAAGGAAGAUUUAGUAAAGGAUCGGAUAACUUAAGCCCUAUGUCGCUGCAUCUUGCCUUCGUCACGACUGCUAUGAAAAAUUGGCAAGCUUACGUUGAAUAUUUGGAGUCCGAGCUUGUAAAGCAUAGAGAAUGUGUCCUCUUGACAGACGAAGACUGGAAGGCUUCCAGGGAAGACGGGGACAUCCGAGCAGGUUAUUCAGACUUCCGGAAGCUGCAACGAUACUUUCGUGACAAACUCCUGAAUACGUUAUCGAUAUUCGAUUUAAAUAUGGAUGUGAUGGAGGGUUUGAAAAUACAUAAUCAAAGGUUACGAUCUCUCGGGCUACUUAGUCAUGCAGCUUGCAACGAUGCAUCCGACAUGCUCGAGCAUAAUACCUCCAUGUUACGAGAACUCCGGAGGGACACGGAGACGAUACUCGAGAGGACUGGAAGCGCAGCGCAGUUAAUUCAAGCACUGUUUGAAAUUCGGAAUGAUACACUCAUCCGGAGCUACACCCUAGCAACCAGCAAGCUCGUCGACAUGGCAGCGGACAACUGUAAAGCCACCGCAAGCCUAGUUCAGAUGGCACGAGAUAGCCAGGGUGACGCCCAACUCAUGGUACAGUUUGCCGGGCGAACAAAACGUGACUCUGUGACAAUGAGAGUCGCAACCAUGCUGGCCACACUCUACCUCCCCGGGACAUUUGUCGCAACUGUCUUUGGAAUGGAUUUUUUCCACUCGGACAUUGAAAUAGAGCAUGGAAAGAAGAUUUACUCGUUCUCCGUUGCGACGCAGAUCUGGAUAUUCAGCGUGAUAGUCGUGGUACUUACGGCGGUAACAGUAACGUCUUUUUGGUUAUGGGAGCGGGGGCUACGGCGGAAGGACGAGGCAGUAAGGAGAGAUUCAAUAAAGACGGUAUAG